AUGUCGGAACGACGCUGGUCCACCAGGAUCAAAGAGAAGGGGUUUAGGCUCUUGCGGCGAUCGUCAACGUCAAGCAGACACAGCAAAAAUUUGCCUCUGGUAACCGCUUCAACUUCAAACUCUACGCAUGACCUGCAUCCUCCGCGGUCUCGUCACUCCCAGUACUCCCAACCGGUCGACGGUGCCUACCAAGGGCAGAAGGCGGCGGAGGCGCCCGCUGGGCCAGACUCUGAGCCAAACUCUGCGUCGUCCGCAACCACCACGCCGCCCAUCUCCACACCCAACGCCCUCGCGAAUCCGCCGCCUCUCUCCUCCGCCAGUCGUCCAUCCAUCUCCUCUUUCACUGAGUCUCAGUAUACUCCAGACGAGCUAGCCAGUGCCGGUACCCCAGGCGGUCAAUACUUUUUCGUCCCUGAUUACCGACAACCCACGUCUCCUGCUCUGCCAGAGGAGCAAUCCGUCGACCAGACCUCGCCCGCUAAACCCGUAGCAAGGGAACAACCUCAAUCUCAACUGCAGGAGUCGCAGGCUACGCCUCGACGGUCGGAUCACGACCGUGAGCGCGCCAAGUCCGGUGCGAGCCGUAAAAGCGUCCCUUUUGAGCUUCUCGAUUUCCCUCUCCAACCGCCUGGAAACACCGAGCCCUCUGCUCCUGUGUCUCCCGUGAGAACCGACCGUUCGAGCGCCCCGCCGACCGCCAGUCCCAACCGCCGCGAGCGUCCUGUAUCCGGCCCUGCAGAACAACAAUCGACGCCGUUGCCUUCGGUUGCAGAAAAGUCCGCUGUAAAUACUUAUCAGUCCCUUCCGCUCCCUCCAGCCUUCCCUAGCCGGCUAAGCGUUUUCCGUCGUCAGUCGCUGCUGCCUGCGUCCCACCAACAUUUGGUAACCUCUAUACUGGACACUGAUUCGUUUACCGAGCCCGAGGGGAUAAAUAAACACCUCCCGACUAUGGGAUCGGGGAUGGGACUGCGCAAGAUCUGGGUUAAGCGGCCGGGCGGUUCGGCCACUCUUCUUCCUACGUCAGAGGAUGCAUUGGUUGAUGAAUUGCGAGAUCAAGUGGUCAUCAAGUACGCCAACUCGCUGGGGAAGACAUUCGAUGCGCCUGAUAUUAUCAUCCGCAUCGCUACCCGCGAAGGGACCAGACCGCCGACCCCUGAUCGCAUCCUCAGCCCGGAGGAGCCGCUGUGGGCAGUGGUUGAUUCAUACUACCCCGGUGGUCAGACAGUGGGAGAAGCACUUCUAAUUGAGAUUCCUCAGCGACGCACCCCAAAACCUUCACCUCACCGUAAUGUAUACUUUGCUCAGUCAGAACCGGGCGAGCAUGGCGAUUACUUUCCGCUUAUGCCGACCAAUAUAAACCUCUCUACACCUCCAGUGCACCAACCGGCUGCGAAUAACUCUGCUGGUGCCCAUUCAGCCCCGUCUAUUUCCAUUCUUACUACCGGCCAUGCUCCGCAAGUACCGUCUCCUGGCGGCCGGACACGUACCCGCCGACCUCCCCUCGCACGGAAUAUUACACACUCACCGACAAUACGUGGGAUGUCGCAAUCAAAAGAAUCUGUGAGUUCGCAAACUGCCGCCCCGAGCCAGCCCACGCCACCAGUUCCCACACCUCCUGGUCCACCUGCAGAGUCGCCUAAAACGAAAGCACAUACCCCGCCGGCGCGAGUUUCAUCUCCUCGCCCUGGCCCCGUGAAACCGAAGAAGUCUAACCGGGCGUCAUUAUUAAACGGCGCAUUUGGCGGCCUCAUUGAGGGCACGGUACCACCGAUUAACGUCCUCAUUGUUGAGGAUAACGUUAUCAACCAAAGGCUCCUUGAGGCGUUCAUGAAGCGUCUUAGUGUGCGUUGGAAGUGUGCAGCUAAUGGACAGGAGGCUGUAACGAAGUGGCGAGAGGGAGGGUUCCAUCUCGUGCUGAUGGACAUUCAGCUGCCCGUCAUGAACGGCCUGGACGCUACAAAGGAGAUUCGCCGGCUUGAGCGGCUGAAUGGUAUCGGCGUGUUCCCGAAGAAGAGCUCGGGCGUGUCGACGGCUGCAGCUGCAACCUCGCCGGAUCCGGUAACUGAGGAGGACACAUUACAUGAUUUAUCCCUCUUCAAAAGUCCAGUCAUUAUUGUGGCUUUGACAGCUAGCAGUCUACAGAGUGACCGUCAUGAAGCUCUAGCCGCCGGCUGUAAUGACUUUCUAACGAAGCCCGUCCGGUUUGAAUGGCUCGAGCAGAAAGUCACCGAAUGGGGCUGUAUGCAGGCCCUAAUUGACUUCGAAGGCUGGCGCAAAUGGCGCGGCUUUGCCACCUCCGAGUCCAACUCCAACACAGGCUCAGGCCGUUCAACCCCUGAGACGCGCAACGGCACACGGAAACCAUCGCACCCGUCCCCGUCCCCAUCUGCGAAGAAACUCAGCCAUUUAAAGAAGAAUGACUUGGUAGAUGAUUCGCCUGAUAGCGGGGAUGGUUCCGACUCGCCUGCUUCGUUGCAUGCGGAUGGACCGAGUCCGGUACAGGACGGGGCUCUCUAG
Aspergillus nidulans FGSC A4 is the source of this 2517-nucleotide messenger RNA. It is a transcript of the gene sskA, whose product is annotated as protein sskA. The transcript has 3 exons. Bases 1 to 2517 code for a protein of 838 amino acids. Lineage: Eukaryota; Fungi; Ascomycota; Eurotiomycetes; Eurotiales; Aspergillaceae. The record is from RefSeq and is a predicted model, not a curated record.